AUGACUAAGGCUCCGACGGCAACCAGAUCGAGAGUAGAGGGACGUGUAUUCACUACUUCUGCAUCAGAGGCAGCUCAGGCGACGGAUCUCGUUCAGGGGACAGCGGUAGUGGCAGGGUUAGAUGUAAUCCUGGGUAUGAAUUGCCUAACUGCCAAUCGUGUGCUAAUUGAUUGUGGCCAGAGAUGUUUAGUCUUUCCUGAACAGCAAGGCUGUGUGGAAUUAAUUUCUACUCGCCAAGUAGAAACAUCCUUAGGUGAGGGAGUAUGUUGUUUUGUUUUGUUGGGAGUUAUGAAUGCAGAAGUGGAGCAAAGCCUUCAGUCAAUACCAAUAGUACGAGAGUUCCCUGAGAUUUUUCCAGAGGAUAUUCCUAGAAUACCUCCACGUAGAGAGGUGGAGUUUUCUAUAGAUUUGAUUCCUGGAGCUGAGCCAGUGUCUGUAGCACCUUACAGAAUGGCGCCGAAAGAGUUGAUGGAGCUUAAGAAGCAGAUCGAGGAUCUAAUGCGGAAACAGAUGAUUAGGCCGAGUGUAUCACCUUGGGGAGCACCAAAAUGCACACCGCAGGUGGGAAGGAAGCUGUUUCAACUCUAG
Messenger RNA from Abrus precatorius (Indian licorice), 588 nucleotides. RefSeq lists its product as uncharacterized. The record is from RefSeq and is a predicted model, not a curated record. Bases 1 to 588 code for a protein of 195 amino acids. Lineage: Eukaryota; Viridiplantae; Streptophyta; Magnoliopsida; Fabales; Fabaceae. The transcript is spliced from 3 exons.